Molecule: messenger RNA, 1602 nt
Organism: Drosophila eugracilis
Lineage: Eukaryota; Metazoa; Arthropoda; Insecta; Diptera; Drosophilidae
Exons: 1
Coding region: 14-1165 (383 amino acids)
Source: RefSeq, a predicted model, not a curated record
UUGGCCGGGUAAAAUGGUUGGAAAAACUUUGCUACUGCUGGCCUGUGUGCUGCUCUUUGCUUUUGGUGGUGCCCACCAGGAACUGGAGAAUCUACUGCAGCAGCAGCAGGUGGACUUGCAGUUGUCCAGCGAUGAAGUUGCGGCACUGCGACCAUUAUACCUUGAAUUCCAGGCACAAUAUGACUAUUUGUACAGUCUGAAGCUCCAGAGCGGUGAUGGAAGUGACCAGAAUCCCGUUGAGGAGCAAGAAUUGGAUGGCAAUUACCUGCAGGCCUUUGAGGACAUUCGCACCAAGUAUGCCAUUUACCUGGAUGAGAAACCUCGCUUCGUUUAUGAUACCAAACUGCCCACCGUUGAGGAGAUCAUGGGAGAACCCAGUCCCGAUCUCAGCCCAGAUCAGAGGGCGGAAUUCGAGGAUCUCAGGGACAUAAUACAGGAUGUGAUUGAUGAAGCCCAGUUCGGAAUUGACGACAUGGUGGAAAGGGCCAUUCAAUUGGAAACUAAUUUGCUCAAGCUUAAUAAGCCAAAGAUUGUGACGGCUGCCAUUGCCGGAUUGGGAUACAUGUGGAACUACUGGGGCCGUGGAAGUCAGGCUGCCUACUGCAGCUACUCCCUAGUUCCGGAUUUCCAAAUAUCCCUGCAGGCCAUUAAUAAUGGCGUUGAUUGCUAUUCCCGCACCAUGGCCUUGGUCAUGCGCAUACAGAAUGAAACGGUGGCCGCCGUCAAAGAGAUUAAAAGUAAUAUUAGCAGCCUGGUGAAGAUAUACAAGAAGAUCGCAGCCAAACAAACAACUGUGGGAAAAAUCCUUUCGGGUACAGUGAAUGCCCUCAGUGCAAUCCGACGUGUUCAUGAUAUUAUCGCCGUUGGAAUCGAUGUUUACGGCAAAAUUAACAACCAACUGCCAGGAGAAGCUGUUCAAUCCGCGGAAUGCGGCGUGGUAUUCGUUAACAGCAUUCCCCAAAUGUUGGAAACGGUACAGAACCUGACCACAUGCAUAACCUACGUGAAUCCUGAUAAACCAGACUACGAGUUCACACAUCCGGAAGAAGAUCGCUACUGGAACACGGGUGCUGAACCUCCAGAGAUACCCCAUGAAAACGUGGUGGAUGAUGAUGACGAUGAUGAGGAUUACCCGGAACUGGACGACUAUGAGGAUCACAGAUAAGCAUACGGAAAUUCCACCGAAUUGAUAAGCGUUUUUUUGGCUUAUCAAGAUAAUAAGAUCCCAGAUAAUAUUUAACUCAGCAAUAGUUUCUAUUAGCAUUGAUCGUUUUGAUUAAAAGGAAGUUUAAAAAAAUGAAUGGCUUACGAAUCUUAUUUAAAAAAAAAAGUAAUACAAUUUUGGGAUAUUGAAAAAGAUUAUUUAAAGGUUAUUUAAACAAAUUUUUUAUGCAAUUCAUACUUACUAUUAACUUCCAAUUCGCAUACAAGGCCUUAUCUUACAUUGGUAAUCGCACAUUUUCAAUAAUUUAUUGCACAGAAGAAAAAUAAUAUAAAUUUUUAAUUUACAUAUAUUCAAAAAAAUUUGUAUGGUCAUAUAUAAAAACAAAAUGAUUUCACCAAAUACACCACAAAAUCCAUUUACAUCGGAUUUUUGAUCAA